AUGGGAGGAAACCACACACAGCCCACAUUCAUCCUCUUGGGAAUUGCAGGCAGCCUGGGUGUGCAGGCCCCUCUGUUUGGGCUGUUUCUCUUGAUUUACCUUGUCACUCUGGUGGGGAACGUUGGGCUGAUGGUCCUGGUUUGGGUUAUUCCCAGGCUCCACACCCCCAUGUACUUCUUCCUCAGCCAUUUCUCGUUGGCUGAUGUCUGCUAUUCCAGCGUCGUCUCCCCCAGAAUGCUCAGGGACCUGUUGUUGGGGCAUAAAGCCAUUUCCUGGGCUGGCUGUGUGGCACAGUUCCACAUCUUUGCUUUCUUUGUCACGGCCGAGUGUCACCUCCUGGCCGUGAUGGCCUAUGACCGCCACGUUGCCAUCUGCCACCCCUUGCUUUACGUCACCGUCAUCUCCAGCCGCGUCUGCUGGCAGCUGGUGGCAUGGUCCUACCUCAUCGCCUUCCUCAGCGCCAUCAUCUACACCAGCUGCACAUUUGGGGGCUCAUUCUGUGGACCCUACCAGAUCGACCACUUCUUCUGCGACGUCAGCCCCGUGCUGAAACUCGUGUGCUCCGACACCCACAGCAGUGAGAUGGUUAUCUUUGUCUUUGCCACCAUCAAUGGGGUGAGCACCAGCCUGGUCAUUCUGCUCUCCUACAUCUGCAUCCUCCGCACAGUGCUGAGGAUGAGCUCGGCACCGAGCAGGGCCAGAGCCUUCCACACCUGUGCCUCCCAUCUCUUGUCUGUGUCCUUGUUCUAUGGGACGUUGUUCUUCAUGUACCUGCAGCCUGCAUCCAGGCACAGCAGCCUGGACAAGGUGGCCUCUGUCUUCUACACCGUGGUCACCCCCAUGCUCAACCCUUUCAUCUACAGCCUGAGGAACAAGGAGGUGAAGGGAGCGCUGGGGAAGUGCAGGAGGAGGAUGUUAAACCGCUGUCAGUGUAAAAGGGAUGUAUCAACUCAUGGCAUCAAAGAACCCUGA
This is a messenger RNA of Acanthisitta chloris (rifleman), 972 nucleotides long. Its product is annotated as olfactory receptor 1020-like. The transcript has a single exon. Bases 1 to 972 code for a protein of 323 amino acids. Gene Ontology annotation, cellular component: membrane. Gene Ontology annotation, biological process: sensory perception of smell; G protein-coupled receptor signaling pathway. Gene Ontology annotation, molecular function: odorant binding; G protein-coupled receptor activity; olfactory receptor activity. The record is from RefSeq and is a predicted model, not a curated record. Lineage: Eukaryota; Metazoa; Chordata; Aves; Passeriformes; Acanthisittidae.